This is a messenger RNA of Fonsecaea pedrosoi CBS 271.37, 444 nucleotides long. RefSeq lists its product as uncharacterized. The record is from RefSeq and is a predicted model, not a curated record. The coding region runs from base 1 to 444 and encodes 147 amino acids. NCBI's taxonomy places the organism in Eukaryota, Fungi, Ascomycota, Eurotiomycetes, Chaetothyriales, Herpotrichiellaceae. The transcript has a single exon.
AUGUCGCCGGCGUGGCUGGUCGUCAGGUAUCCAACAAGCCGGGCUCCAAGCUUUUGGAGGAGACGGUCGAGCAGUGGCGCAGGGCCCAUGGGUGUCAACAUCGACGGAGCCUUUCACUGUUCCCGUGCCGCCGUCAAGUUGAUGCAGAGCACGCCCGAGGAUUCCAACCCGGCCAUUGUCAACGUGGCCUCCAUGGCCACGAUUUUCCAUUCCGGCGGCAACUUUGGAUACGGCACCGCCAAAGCCGGCCUCGUCCAUUUCACCACGAGCGCGGUCGAGGACCUCUACAACCUGGGCAUCCGCGUCAACUGCUGCAGUCCCGGGACGACCAACACGCCGAUCCUCGACAAUGCGUUUGAAGGGCAGAACAGGGGACGAAAGCAUCAAGAUGCUUCAGUCGCAGGGUUUCAAGGCCAUGGAGCCGUCGAGCAUUGCCCCGGGUGA